Molecule: messenger RNA, 1742 nt
Organism: Papaver somniferum (opium poppy)
Lineage: Eukaryota; Viridiplantae; Streptophyta; Magnoliopsida; Ranunculales; Papaveraceae
Product: 2-oxoisovalerate dehydrogenase subunit alpha 2, mitochondrial-like
Exons: 9
Coding region: 136-1503 (455 amino acids)
Biological process (GO): branched-chain amino acid catabolic process
Molecular function (GO): oxidoreductase activity, acting on the aldehyde or oxo group of donors, disulfide as acceptor
Source: RefSeq, a predicted model, not a curated record
UCUCAAAUCAAUUUUUUACUCAACCACUCUUUUUCUAUAUCUACUUGCUCUUCCUCCUAUAUAUAUUACGUGCAUAAUUGUCUUUCUUUUCUACUUAUUAUUCCAACCCAAAGAUUACAGAGAAAAUCUUGAAAGAUGGCUUUUUGGUUAAUGGCAAGAACAUCAAGAAAAAUUACUGAUCAUCUUCAUAGAAAUAUAGGAAUACUCAGAAGCUCAUCAUCCGCAUGCAGUCUUCUCAACACAACUCGUAGGUUUGAAUCAACUAAAGCAGACAAAGAUAUCAGUUUUGGGUAUGAUACCAGUGAUGAUGAAAAUCAGGCCUUGGACUUUCCUGGAGGACGGGUUACAUUCACUUCCCACAUGAGAUUCAUACCAGAGUCCCCUGAAAAGCGGACACACUGCUAUCGGGUUCUUGAUGACAAUGGAAAGACAAUUAUAGGCAGUCAUUACCAAAAUAUAAGCAAAGAAGUUGCUGUAAAAAUGUACAGUAAUAUGGUUACUCUUCAAGUCAUGGACACCAUAUUUUACGAGGCACAAAGGCAAGGAAGGAUUUCCUUCUACCUUACCACAAAUGGAGAAGAGGCAAUCAACAUUGCAUCAGCUGCUGCCCUAACCCCAGAUGAUAUUAUCUUCCCUCAGUACAGGGAGCCUGGAGUGCUGUUAUGGCGUGGUUUCACCGUUCAAGAGUUUGCAAACCAGUGCUUUGGAAAUGGUGCUGAUUAUGGGAAAGGACGACAAAUGCCAAUCCACUAUGGGUCAAAGAAGCACAAUUAUGUAACUGUGUCAUCAACAAUUGCUACGCAGCUUCCCCAAGCUGUUGGCGCUGCUUAUUCCCUAAAAAUGGAUAAGAAGGAUGCAUGUACAGUCACUUAUUUCGGUGAUGGCGGCACAAGUGAGGGAGAUUUCCAUGCUGCCUUAAAUUUUGCAGCUGUUAUGGAAGCCCCGGUUGUUUUUAUUUGUCGUAACAACGGAUGGGCCAUUAGCACCCCUACAUCACAACAAUUUCGAAGUGAUGGUAUAGUUGUGAAAGGUCAAGCUUAUGGAAUUCGCAGCAUUCGUGUGGAUGGGAAUGACACUCUUGCAAUGUACAGUGCAGUCCAUGCAGCUCGUGAAAUGGCGAUAAAGGAACAUAGGCCCAUCCUAAUUGAGGCACUUACAUAUCGAGUAGGACACCACUCGACAUCAGAUGAUUCUACCAAAUACCGCCCAGUUGGUGAAAUUGAACAGUGGAGAAUGGCACGAGAUCCUAUAGCUAGAUAUAGGAAAUGGGUUGAAAUGAAUGGUUGGUGGAGUGAUGAAGAUGAAUCGCAGCUCCGAAUUGAAGCUAGAAAGCAGGUUCUGGAUGCAGUACAAGUUGCAGAGAGAGUGAAAAAACCUCCACUUGCAGAGCUCUUCACAGAUGUAUACGACCAGCCACCGUCCAAUCUGUGCGAGCAAGAGAAGUUUCUUCGUAAUAUAGUCAUGAAACAUCCACAGGAUUACCCUACUGACGUUCCUGUUUAACAAUAUACGACGAAUCUGCAAUUCAUGUAUGAGGAAAUGCAUCGUUGGUACCAUCAAAUUACCUGCCAUAUCAUAUUGAUCCUCUGUAGGGGUGAAAAAGGUGGGGUCUCAUCCCAAAAUUUAAACAAAUGUGAAAUGAUCAACGAUGCAUUGGUGCAUGUUGCUAAUCAGAAUGCCAUAAACUACUAUUCUUUUUAAUCUCUCAAAAAAAGAAAAAAAAAAGAAUUCUUUAAAAUUUA